Messenger RNA from Penicillium oxalicum, 195 nucleotides. RefSeq lists its product as uncharacterized. The transcript is spliced from 3 exons. The record is from RefSeq and is a predicted model, not a curated record. Lineage: Eukaryota; Fungi; Ascomycota; Eurotiomycetes; Eurotiales; Aspergillaceae. Bases 1 to 195 code for a protein of 64 amino acids.
AUGCCUGCACAUGCGGUGAUCUACCGGGUCAUCGGUGCCCUUCAGCUCAGGGAGUCGGUUCGCCACAAAGGUAAACCAUGGUUCAUGAACUUUGUUCUCGUGACGGAGAACAAUCCCGAGCCGUUGAUCCAAGAUAAUGUGCGAGCAAGACUCGAAUGGUCUGCGGUUGCUGUUCUCAUUGACGGUCGAUGUUGA